Messenger RNA from Sorex fumeus (smoky shrew), 1347 nucleotides. RefSeq names its product ergosterol biosynthesis 28 homolog (gene ERG28). The coding region runs from base 238 to 660 and encodes 140 amino acids. Lineage: Eukaryota; Metazoa; Chordata; Mammalia; Eulipotyphla; Soricidae. The record is from RefSeq and is a predicted model, not a curated record. Gene Ontology annotation, cellular component: endoplasmic reticulum; membrane. The transcript is spliced from 5 exons. Gene Ontology annotation, molecular function: protein-macromolecule adaptor activity.
GGGGCAGCGGCCACUGCUGAUUGGCAGGAGGGGGGCUCACGCCCCAUGGCCAGGCUUGAGCAAAAGAAGGGAACAGCCAAUCAGUGGGCGCACCGGUGAAAACGAGCCAAUCGUGGAGCCGGCUGGGGGUGGGGGCGGGAACAGAUAGCCCAGGUGGACUAGGCUGGAGUAGGCUUCUUGGGGAAGCUGCUCGGCUGCUGCCCUGCCGGAGUCCGGCUGCCAGGCGUGCAGGACGUCAUGAGUCGGUUCCUAAGCGUGCUACGGAGCUGGCUGGUGAUGGUGUCCAUCAUCGCCGCGGGAAACACGCUGCAGAGCUUCCGGGACCACUCCUUCCUCUACGAGAAGCUCUACACCGGCAAGCCAGACCUUGUGAAUGGCCUCCAGGCUCGGACCUUCGGGAUCUGGACCCUGCUGUCCUCCGUGAUUCGCUGCCUUUGUGCCAUUGACAUCCACAAUAAGACGCUCUACCACAUCACUCUCUGGACCUUCCUCCUCGCACUGGGCCACUUCCUCUCCGAGCUGUUCAUAUAUGGGACUGCAGCCCCCACGAUCGGCGUCCUGGCACCCCUGAUGGUGGCAAGUUUCUCAGUCCUGGGCAUGCUGGCGGGGUUCCGCUACCUGGAGGCAGAACCAGCAUCCAGACAGAAGAAGAGGACCUGAAGCCCAGCUCCACGCCUCAGACUGCGCCUUCCACUCUUCCCCCCACUCGGCUCUUCCAGUGCUUUUUCCUGCCCUUUCAGCAGCCCCCAUAGCGACCUCUAAACUUUUAUGUUCCAGUUCCUUUUUGUAACAAAGGAAAAAAAAAGACAUGGACAAGCUGCUGAGGAUCUACAAAGGCCUUCAGGCAAGAAUAGGAUGUGUACUAUGUAAAGACAUGAUUUAAAAGCCCCUUGCACCCAGAUCAAGGAAUCGCCAGCCAUCCUGUGCUGCUCUCUCAUCUCUAACACCCUCUUCCCAGCCCUUGCUACCCCCGCCUUUCCAGCCCCCCACCCUGCCUUCCCAGACUCCCCCACCCCUGCCUUCUCAGACCCCCUUCCUGUUCCCCCCACCUCUCCCUUCCCAGUUGUUUGUACCCUUGACGUGACAUGCGCCGUGGAAACCAUGAACUGUGACUCACAGCCAUUGCCACUGCCCCUCAGGGCCUGUCCACCACCAUGGGCGCCUCUCUAGUGCUGGACCCCACUCUGAACUGCCCAGUAGAUGGGUAGCUCUUCUAAGAAGGGCCUCCCAGGCUUGCGGGCUCAUACCUGGACAGCAAGGGGAAGGGCGGGGAGCCUGAGCCGUUUUUAGACCUGCUGGUCAACAGUAUUUGUGUAACAAAUUUUGUAAUAAACAGAAAAUCCCUUC